Messenger RNA from Eruca vesicaria subsp. sativa (arugula), 486 nucleotides. The record is from the annotation of a GenBank genome assembly. NCBI's taxonomy places the organism in Eukaryota, Viridiplantae, Streptophyta, Magnoliopsida, Brassicales, Brassicaceae.
AUGGCUCAGAGUUUGAGUUCCUCUACCAUUGAAUUCAAGAACCAGAAAGGUGUGGUUUGUUACUGUAACCGUUUUGCAAAGAUCGUUCAAGCUUGGACUAAUACCAACCCAGGUAGAAGGUUCUACAGCUGUGAUGGACGUAAGGUUGGAAAUGGCUAUGAUACUUGCAAGUUUUUCCGGUGGUAUGAUGAAGAGAAGCCACAUGGGUGGCAACAUGACGCACUGAUCGGGGCUAGAGAUGUUAUGCGCCAACAGAAAGAUGAGAUUAACAGCCUCAGAAACAAGGUACGAGCACUUACUCUAGAGAGGGAAAACAUGGGAGAAACUCCGACUGAUAUGAGGCAAACAUGUGAAACUUGCGAAAAGCUCAAAUGGGAGGUGCUGGUACUUAACGAAAGGAAUAAGGUGUAUCGCAAUGUGCUCAUGACUUCAUCAAUUGGAUUCACUAUUGUUGUUGUUGUUUUCAUAGUUUUAUUGAAGUUGUAG